AUGGCUUCGGCAACUGCUCGUCAAACGAUGCGUUACCGCGAAGACGCAAGGGAGGAGAUUCGUAAAUAUUUCAAUUGUACUGCCGAAGACUCCGUCAUCUUCUGUGGUGCUGGAGCUACGGCAGCUAUCGACAGGUUCAUUGGAAUCAUGUGCCGCAGUCGAAUCUUUGCUACUGAUGCAUCUCCGAAAGGCCUCCGUCGGGCGGUUUUGAUUGUAGAUCCGGCUGCUCAUCACAGCUCACUACUCCCCUUCAGAGAGCUGGCUUCGAACUAUCCACUCAUCCGCCCAGCUUCCACAGGUCAAAUCCAUGCAAAGGUCAUCAUGAAUCAUCCUUUGUUAGCUCUGGUGCCAUUUCUUAUGUGCUUCAAAGGUAACGAAUCCGCAGAUUUCGAAGUUGAACUCGAGACGCUACCUCUAUGCCCAGUCAAGGGUACUGCUUCUGUUGAGGGUCUCGAGAAAGCACUGAAGAAGGUCAUGGAUUACAAUCGUCAUCACCAUAAUUCCGCUAUACCAGUGGUCGUCCUUUCUGCUUGUAGCAAUAUCUGUGGUGCACGUCUCGAUAUACCGACAGUAUCAACUCUGAUCCAUGAAUAUAACGGUGUUGUCGCAUGGGACUUGGCAGCCAUUGCAGCUCAUGACAAG
Molecule: messenger RNA, 642 nt
Organism: Perkinsus marinus ATCC 50983
Lineage: Eukaryota; Perkinsozoa; Perkinsida; Perkinsidae
Exons: 6
Source: RefSeq, a predicted model, not a curated record